AUGGCGAAAUCAGAAACUGAACUUCGGUCCAUGAUGGCCAAGGGCAAGGACCUGAGAGAGCUACCAUGGUUUGACGCCGAGAUCGACGAGGUUCCGGAGCCUGCUAAGACUAUAUUGGAGCGGUACAGCCAGAUCCCAGCUGAUCAGAUCUUGGAUCAUGUUAAGGGUGUGAGGAAGCGCGCGUUUGAAGUGUUCCCAUACCCUUGCAUUGGAUCAUAUAGGUUCUUGGAUAUGAGCAUUCCGGAGUCGCCGGUCUAUCCCGAAGUCCUGCAACGCCUCAAAUCUGGACAGAAGCUUUUGGAUGUAGGCUGUGCCAUUGGACAAGAACUUCGAAAGCUGGUUUACGAUGGAGUCCCGGGAGAGAAUUUAUACGCCUCGGAUCUACGAGGGGAAUUCUUCGACAUAGGCUACGAUUUAUUCAAGGAUCGGUCCACUCUGAAGGCCAAAUUUAUCAGCACCGACAUCUUCGACAAUAACUCUGAGCUUAUCAAAACACUCUUGCAUCAAGUGGACAUUGUCAACGCUGCCUCCUUCUUCCACCUUUUCAGCUGGGACAGCCAGGUCUUGAUCGGGAAGCGACUGGUCAGUCUCCUUCGCGCCCAACCUGGAUCCCUCAUAAUUGGACGCCAAGUCGGUCGUAUUGAUCCCAUUGACCCGGAUGACAAGGAAAAUGCACCAGAGCAUUACCGCCACGAUGACAAGACGUGGCUUAGACUAUGGGAGCAGAUCCAAAGAGAGACAGGGACGCAGUGGGAGGUAUUUUCUCGAUUGGAAGAGUGGAAGGGAGCUGACAAGCUUAUGAAGUCUUACCACAAUGGUUUGCAGACAUUCAAGUUGAGAUUUGUCAUAAGGAGGAUCUAG
Messenger RNA from Penicillium chermesinum, 861 nucleotides. RefSeq lists its product as uncharacterized. The transcript is spliced from 4 exons. NCBI's taxonomy places the organism in Eukaryota, Fungi, Ascomycota, Eurotiomycetes, Eurotiales, Aspergillaceae. The record is from RefSeq and is a predicted model, not a curated record. The coding region runs from base 1 to 861 and encodes 286 amino acids.